AUGGGCCGGCAUGGGGGCCACAGCUUCAUCUACCUCCAGGAGGCGCUGCAGGACUCAAGGGCACUCACGAUUCAGCUGCUGGCUGACGCCCAACAAGGUCGACAGGCAAUCCAGCUGAGCAUUGAGCAGGCCCAGACGGUGGCAGAACAGGUGGAGAUGAAGGCAAAGGUCGUACAGUCGGAGGUCAAAGCCGUGACUGCAAGGCAUAAGAAGGCCCUGGAGGAGCGUGAGUGCGAGCUGCUGUGGAAGGUAGAGAAGAUCCGCCAGGUGAAAGCCAAGUCUCUAUAUCUGCAGGUAGAGAAGCUGCGGCAAAACCUUAAUAAGCUUGAGAGCACCAUCAGUGCUGUCCAGCAGGUCUUGGAGGAGGGUAGGGCACUGGACAUCCUGUUGGCCCGAGACCGGAUGCUGGCCCAGGUACAGGAGCUGAAGACUGUGCGGAGUCUCCUGCAGCCCCAGGAAGAUGACCGAGUCAUGUUCACACCCCCUGACCAGGCCCUCUACCUUGCCAUUAAGUCCUUUGGCUUCGUUAGCAGUGGGGCCUUUGCGCCACUCACCAAGGCCACGGGGGAUGGCCUCAAGCGGGCCCUCCAAGGUAAGGUGGCCUCUUUUACUGUCAUCGGCUAUGACCACGAUGGUGAGCCGCGCCUCUCUGGAGGUGACCUGAUGUCAGCUGUGGUCCUGGGCCCAGAUGGCAACCUGUUUGGUGCAGAUGUGAGUGAUCAGCAGAAUGGGACUUAUGUGGUGAGCUACCGGCCCCAGCUGGAAGGCGAGCACCUCAUAUCCGUGACCAUGUGCAACCAGCACAUUGAGAACAGUCCCUUCAAGGUGGUGGUCAAGUCAGGCCGCAGCUACGUGGGCAUCGGGCUCCCAGGCCUGAGCUUUGGCAGUGAGGGCGACAGUGACGGCAAGCUCUGCCGCCCUUGGGGUGUGAGCGUAGACAGGGAGGGCUACAUCAUUGUUGCCGACCGCAGCAACAACCGCAUCCAGGUGUUUAAGCCCUGUGGCGCCUUCCACCACAAAUUCGGCACCCUGGGCUCUCGGCCUGGGCAGUUCGACCGACCAGCUGGGGUGGCCUGUGAUGCCUCACGCAGGAUCGUGGUGGCUGACAAGGACAAUCAUCGCAUCCAAGUCUUUACUUUCGAAGGCCAGUUCCUGCUCAAGUUUGGUGAGAAGGGAACCAAGAACGGGCAGUUCAACUACCCAUGGGAUGUGGCAGUGAAUUCCGAGGGCAAGAUCCUGGUCUCAGACACACGGAACCACCGGAUCCAGCUGUUUGGGCCCGAUGGGGUCUUCCUAAAUAAGUACGGCUUCGAGGGGGCUCUCUGGAAGCACUUUGACUCCCCACGGGGUGUGGCCUUCAACCAUGAGGGCCACUUGGUGGUCACGGACUUCAACAACCACCGGCUCUUGGUCAUUCACCCUGACUGCCAAUCAGCACGCUUCCUGGGGUCAGAGGGCACCGGCAAUGGGCAGUUCUUACGCCCACAAGGUGUGGCUGUGGACCAGGAAGGGCGCAUCAUCGUGGCGGAUUCCAGGAACCACCGGGUACAGAUGUUUGAGUCCAAUGGCAGCUUCCUGUGCAAGUUUGGGGCCCAAGGCAGCGGCUUUGGGCAGAUGGACCGCCCCUCUGGGAUUGCUGUCACCCCUGAUGGAAUGAUCGUCGUCGUAGACUUUGGCAACAAUCGAAUCCUCGUCUUCUAA
This is a messenger RNA of Otolemur garnettii (small-eared galago), 1701 nucleotides long. It is a transcript of the gene TRIM71, whose product is annotated as tripartite motif containing 71. Gene Ontology annotation, molecular function: protein binding; ubiquitin protein ligase activity. The record is from RefSeq and is a predicted model, not a curated record. Lineage: Eukaryota; Metazoa; Chordata; Mammalia; Primates; Galagidae. The coding region runs from base 1 to 1701 and encodes 566 amino acids. The transcript is spliced from 3 exons. Gene Ontology annotation, biological process: proteasome-mediated ubiquitin-dependent protein catabolic process; protein polyubiquitination.